GGUUUUUUUUUUUUUUUUUUUUUUUUUGGUCACAGGGAUGAGGAGUUGUCCUGGUUUUCACAACGAGGCUGGCUGCUGAUGCGUUCACGGACCCUCGUUAAUAAUCCUACUGUAUCCCAGUUAAUCACUAUUCGAUGUUAUAAUGUUAAAAAUCGAAUAUGGGCAGUGUUGGGCUGGUUACUCUUAAAAAGUAAUUUGUUACUCAUUAGUCAUUAUGCCUUUUAAAUGCAAUAUUAGUAUUGCUUGAUUUUUUACUCCAUGUCAACAAGUAAUUAGUUACCCACAAAAUUGGUUAUUGUGGUCCUUCUCCCCAAUGUUCAGACUCAAGGCGAUUAAAAUACAGUUUUGUUUGUUAAAAUAAAGGUAAUGGGAAUAUUUCUAGCCGGUAAAUGUAAGCAGUUCAAUCUUGGAUUGUUGGAUUUCAAAUCAGUAGGAGGUGAUAACAAAAAGAAGGUUGUAACUAGAAAUUUAUUUUGGGUGGGGUAACUGAUAUAAUUAUGGAGAUUUAUUAGUAAUUAGUUACACUUCUAGUUACUGGGGAAAGUAAUAUUAUUGCUAGUUAGUCCUUACUGGCCAACAUUGAUCCUUAACUGAUGCAAACUACCUCAAAGUGUAUUUUCAAGAUGGAUACUAAAAUAUUUAAGGUAUAAUAGACUAAAAUAAAUCUCAGAAGCUUAUUCUAAGGCCUCGAGGGAGUAGAUGUAUAUAAACACAUACACAAUACUGCUUCAUAGUGCUUCAUCAGGACAUGCUUUGACUAAUCAGUGCAUCUUAUGUUUUUGUGGUAAAAUUACAAGUAAACCUUUUUGAUGUUUUUGUCAAAAUGCAAAUUUUGCCCCAGUCUGUUUUCAUACUUUGUUGCACUAUUAUAUUUUCUGCACACACAGCUUGGCAUUUAGUUAGUGUGGAGAGAUAUUUAAAAAUACAGUUUAACUGUAUCAAAAUAUAUUUUUCUAAAUUAUAAUGGAUAAACUAUCAUUUUGACAUUAAAAAUUAUAUUCCUUCUACGUAAUUAAACUUCCAGAAUCUGAAUAUGCAUAAUAUCUUAAUUUCUGAAGUUUUCUGCUUUGAGUUAAAAAUUGGACCAGGGUUGACUUCCAAACUAUUUUUGAGUUCAUGUCCAUGCUCGUAGUCCCUUAAUUCGGUAUCCUCAGUGGGCACCGAGAAACUUUCCACUAUCAGCAGAUAAAUGUAAAAACCACCUUCUAGUGUCAGACUCUGCACAUACAUCAAUCUGCACAGUGAAGAUCAAACGUCCCACUGUAGGCUCAAGAAGAACAACAUUUUUGAGUGGAGGGGAACUUUAACUAUUUUGAUUCUGAUUCUGAUUCGUCCGAUUUUACUGUGAAUCCUGAACGCACCACAUUGUUGACGCAGCUUCCGACUCCGCUGUCAGUGCUGAAGCUCUUACUGCUGCUACAGUAGCUGUUUCUCACACAGUUACCCUCUGUUAAAUACUCUAGCCGUAAUAUAAUGUUAUAUUCAGGCUUAAAGCAGCGAUGAUCUUGUCUUUGCGGGAGUUUGGAUAGAUUCAGUAAAUUUAGAGCAUGUGGGUGCCCGAAGCAGGAACACUAAAAUGAAAAAAGCUCCGUGUUUUUGUUCACAAUCAACCAUUAUUUCUAGGUGUUAUGUACCUCAGUGCCCACUUUUCCAUUCAAAACUUCUCACAUUUUGUACAUAGGUUAGCUGUUGUGAGUAAAUGCACCAAAAGGUUAAGUUCAUCCUGUGUAACAUCCUGUAAAUCCACUGACAAUCUGACUCCUGUUAACCCUGGUGUGAUGCAUUCGCUGGCUCAGGAGAUCCAGGGCUUCUCCAAAAACCGUCUGAAGAAACAGUGCACACAUGUUACCACGGUGACAGGCAGGAAGCUGCUGGAGAGGAGGGCUGAUGGAGAGGAGGGAGAGGAGCAGGUUGAAGAGCUGGAGGAGGGAAGCGGAUGUGGAUUUGUGGAAGAUAAAAGUCUGGACCUUCAAGUCGGUGUCGUUCGACCCUUCCUACUGCUGGCCUCUCAGGAUGCAGCCCACGACAUUGACACCCUGCAGAGAUAUAAGGAUGGAGAAUGGACAUCAGAUACCUGCCCGGAGGUCAGCCUCAACAUGGCGUCUGGUAGCUGCUCUCCACAGGUCUCUCAUGUGCUUAAUGUUGCCUAUGGAGUCACUAACCUGUUUCCAGAUCAGUUGGUUUAUAAGACACUUCAGAUCCUGGACCUCCCAGACACUGACAUCACUUCAUAUCUUGGGGAGUGCAGCUCCUUCAUAGAUCAGGCACGAAAACAGGGCGGUGUGGUGCUGGUCCACUGUAACGCAGGCGUAUCACGCUCUUCCUCUAUCGCGAUUGGCUACCUGAUGUUGACGGAGGGGCUGUCUUUUGAUGAUGCAUACAGUCAGGUGAAGCUGGCAAGGCCCUCAAUUCACCCCAACCCCGGCUUCUACCAACAACUACAGAGCUACAAACCUUAAAGCUGUGUGUGAUUUUUUUUUUGUCCAUUUGGGAGCAGCAUAAACGAGUUGUGAACACAACACUGACAUAUCAACACCUUUGAAGUGAAUAUGAUGAACUUGUCAGCAAACAGUUGCCUCUUUACCCAUCCAAUACAGAGUGAGUUCAAUAUUCAUUCUGCUUCUAGCUCUGCUUUGGUCUCCACCAACUCCUGAGGACAAUAUCUGUCUGUUUAGCAGCUAAAUGCUCCACUGUGUUCACCAGCUUGUCGCUAACAAUGUCUGCCUGCUAUUUGGUGCUGUGCAGGCAGUGUAUAGUUAGUUUUUAUUAUAAUAUAUAUAUAAUAGUAUUCACUGAAUCCAGCCGCCUGCUGCUGGAAAUGAUGUUGAUGAGAGCUGUCAGAAUGAACCAAAAAGCAAUUUAUUGAAAGAUGUUUAAAUGUUCUGAGAACUACAGAUUUGGUGAUAAUUCAGUGUGUUUGUCACAGCGACUCUUCUCACAUUACACAUUGUGACUUCAUCCAUUGUUAAUAUAAAGAACAUUGCUUUAAGGAACUACAACUAUCUUCUUCAUCUUAAAAGAAUACAACACUCAAGGGCUUUAGGUUGGCUUUUCUUUUACCUGUGAUAAACAUUUUAUUUUGAAAAUUGUUGUUGUUCUCCUUAUCAAAGAUAAUGAAAAUGUGCCAUAUGUUUGUUCAUACACGUGCCCAGUAUGUAUGCAUGUGUUGAGUGUGACAAUUGUAUAAAAACACAGUUAGUGAAAACCUGUCAGCCUUUAAUUCCACAGUAGUAAAAUCUUUGUUAAGAAACUGAUUUCCUGUUAGAGCCGUUCAUUUUGGAGGCACCUUUCUCUUAGUUUUCUUUGCAGUAUGGAUUGCUUUCUAAUUAAAGACAUACCAGUUUUUCAUGAGGUACAA
Molecule: messenger RNA, 3358 nt
Organism: Dicentrarchus labrax (European seabass)
Lineage: Eukaryota; Metazoa; Chordata; Actinopteri; Moronidae
Product: dual specificity protein phosphatase 19-like
Exons: 6
Coding region: 1629-2459 (276 amino acids)
Biological process (GO): protein dephosphorylation; regulation of MAP kinase activity
Cellular component (GO): cytoplasm
Molecular function (GO): JUN kinase phosphatase activity
Source: RefSeq, a predicted model, not a curated record